CCUUUCCCCCGCUUUCACUUCAGGCUGGAGAAUUAACUUCCGGUUUGGGGCCUUGGAAAGCCUGGAGGGCCGUUCGUCUGUUCUCGCGGUGCCGCGUGAGGGGAAAAGGGAGUUCUCGCGGUGGCGGUCGUCAUGGCAGCGGCUGCGAGGCCCAGCGCCGGCGAAGCGGCCUCGGCUCCCGAUGAGGGGGGCGGCGGAGGAGGAGGAGAAGAAGGCGGCAGGGAGAGUCCUCCUGGCUUGGAGCCGCGACGGGAGGACGAGGACGAGGCGCCGGGGAGCGGCGGCAACGCCAACCCCAACCACCCGCCCUCGUCGCCGGGGCCCCGCGAAGCCGAGGUCGCCGUGGAGAUCGGGGAGACCUACCUGUGCCGGCGCGCGGACGGGACCUGGCAUUCUGCAGAGGUGAUCCAGUCUCGAAUAAAUGAACAAGAAGCCAGGGAAGAAUUUUACGUGCACUAUGUUGGAUUUAACCGUCGCUUGGAUGAGUGGGUGGAUAAAAACCGCCUGGCCCUCACCAAGACAGUCAAAGAUGCGGUGCAGAAGAACACUGAUCAGUACAUGAAUGAAUUGUCUGAGCAGCCAGAGCGCAAAAUCACUCGCAACCAAAAGCGCAAACACGAUGAAAUCAACCAUGUGCAAAAGACCUAUGCUGAGAUGGAUCCCACCACUGCAGCUUUGGAAAAGGAACAUGAAGCUAUCACCAAGGUGAAAUAUGUAGACAAGAUCCACAUUGGAAACUUUGAGAUUGAUGCAUGGUAUUUUUCGCCGUUCCCAGAAGACUACGGAAAGCAGCCCAAGCUGUGGAUCUGCGAGUACUGCCUCAAGUACAUGAAGUUUGAGAAGACUUACCGCUACCAUCUUGGACAGUGCCAGUGGCGGCAACCCCCAGGGAAGGAGAUCUACCGGAAGAACAAUAUUUCUGUGUAUGAGGUGGAUGGCAAAGACCACAAGAUUUACUGCCAGAAUUUGUGUCUCUUGGCCAAACUUUUCCUAGACCACAAGACUCUCUACUUUGAUGUGGAACCCUUCAUCUUCUACAUCCUCACCGAGGUUGACAGACAAGGGGCCCAUAUUGUGGGCUACUUUUCCAAGGAGAAAGAAUCGCCAGAUGGCAACAACGUGGCCUGCAUCCUCACCUUACCACCAUACCAGAGGCGUGGUUAUGGAAAGUUCCUCAUUGCUUUCAGCUAUGAACUAUCAAAGUUGGAAAGUACAGUUGGCUCCCCAGAAAAGCCCCUUUCGGAUCUCGGCAAGCUGAGCUACCGUAGCUACUGGUCGUGGGUACUGCUGGAGAUCCUUCGGGAUUUCCGGGGGACGCUCUCCAUCAAAGAUCUCAGCCAGAUGACAAGCAUCACACAAAAUGACAUCAUCAGUACUCUUCAAUCGCUGAACAUGGUGAAGUACUGGAAGGGCCAGCAUGUCAUCUGUGUCACCCCCAAGCUGGUUGAGGAGCACCUCAAAAGCGCCCAGUACAAGAAGCCUCCCAUCACAGUGGAUUCUCUCUGUCUCAGAUGGGCACCUCCCAAACACAAGCAGGCCAAGAUUUCCAAGAAGUGAAAAAGAAGCGGAUAUGAGAAAUGGAAGGGGCUCACCCCCAGUACACACCAACCAUUUAUUUUAAGAGAUGCUCUAAUACCAAGUAUCUGUCUUGGUCUUGCAUUGAUCAGACAUACUUUCAACGGAUGGGUUGGUCGAGAGCGCAGGGGUUCUCCACCAGUUUUGUAACAGUUCAGCUGGAGUGCUGUGCCUUGCUUCCUCCAUUUAUGCCCAGUACCCUAACACUAUUGAAAGUUAGGUUGUUUUCCCCCCUUAGGGUGUGAAAAUCUACCGAAAGGUCAUCUGUCUUACUGAUCGCAGAAGGAUGUGGGAAGUCUGGGUCACUUGGCUUGUUUUGGUGGAGAGAUCAAUAAUUUCUCUCACUUAUGCAGACAGUAGUAACUUAGAAAAAAGACUGAUAGCGUUGCAGUUUAGUUUGUCUUGCGUCUCACAGUCAAAAGAGUUUUAAAGAUGCUGCCAACUAUUAGGGGAAACACUUGUUACAACCAGACACUUGUGGUCUUCAGAUAUUUCUAGUUCAAUAGACUGCUGGUAAGAGUCCGAACUUACAUUCUGCCAAUCCAUCAAAAAUGGUUUUCCAAGGGAAAUGUGGCAAGCAAGAGAAAUCACCUUCAGCUUUGAGCCUGCCUCCCCCCCGAGUCAUCAUGGUGGUAGGAAACCAAAAAUAACCUGGGUGGUUCUAAAUUACUAAUGAGGGGGGGCAACUUUGCUUUGAAUGCCCUUUUAAGUGACAGCCCGGAGUGAACUGCUAUGUUUUUAGUCAUCUGUUGCAGAGACAACUUGUCAUAAACUUAAAAUGGAUUUUCUGGAGGGGAAAUAAAAAGUCUGUUGAGCACAAUGGAACCUACAUAGGAAGAUUGCAAACAGUCUUCAUAUAAUAAUAUUUUACUAAGAUAUUUACACACCUUUCUUUUACACUGGGCCAGUAGUGAUGGAAAGCAGUUGGGCUCUGAAUUGGAUAUGCCAAGAAGAAGUAAAUAUCCAUUUUGUGAUCUUUCUACAGCUUUUAGGACUCGUAUUCCAUGUAUGCAGUGUGUUUUGUUACUUUCAGAAGUAUUUUUAAGUAAUAAAAAAACACAAAAGAAGUGAA
This is a messenger RNA of Anolis carolinensis (green anole), 2647 nucleotides long. It is a transcript of the gene kat8, whose product is annotated as lysine acetyltransferase 8. NCBI's taxonomy places the organism in Eukaryota, Metazoa, Chordata, Lepidosauria, Squamata, Anolidae. The transcript has 11 exons. The record is from RefSeq and is a predicted model, not a curated record. Gene Ontology annotation, cellular component: MSL complex; chromatin. The coding region runs from base 133 to 1557 and encodes 474 amino acids. Gene Ontology annotation, molecular function: transcription coregulator activity; histone H4K16 acetyltransferase activity. Gene Ontology annotation, biological process: positive regulation of transcription by RNA polymerase II; negative regulation of DNA-templated transcription.